AGUUAGAGUUUUGUCUCGUAACGCGGGUUCAUGAUCUGACUCCAACGUGUACUUUAAAUUAAGGUUUAUUUUCCAUAUUACUGAAUACUGAAGAAUGCCAAUGAAGCUUGAUAUUAAAAGAAAACUUCUAUCAAGAUCUGAUCGAGUUAAGUCCGUGGAUUUACACUCAACAGAACCAUGGAUUUGUGCUGCACUGUAUAAUGGAAAUGUGCAUAUAUGGAAUAUCGAGGCUCAGCAGUUGAUAAAAACUAUAGAAGUGUGUACAAGCCCUGUUCGCGCUGCGAAAUUUGUGGCUCGAAAAAAUUGGAUCGUUACAGGCUCUGAUGACAUGCAGUUGCGAGUUUUCAAUUACAAUACUCUUGAAAGAAUUCAACAAAUAGAAGCACAUUCUGAUUAUAUACGAUCCAUUGUUGUGCAUCCUACUCAACCAUUUAUUCUUACAUGUUCAGAUGAUAUGCUUAUACGUUUAUGGGAUUGGGAAAAUAACUGGACAUGUGCUCAGGUGUUUGAGGGUCACAAUCAUUAUGUUAUGCAUCUAGCAUUCAAUCCAAAGGAUAAUAACACGUUUGCUAGUGCUUCUUUGGACCAUACAGUCAAAGUGUGGAGCCUGGGAUCAGGUACUCCAAACUUCACUUUAGAAGGUCAUGAGAGAGGAGUCAAUUGUGUAGAUUAUUCCACAUCCGGUGAUAAACCUUAUUUGGCUAGUGGAUCAGAUGAUAGAACUGUGAAAAUAUGGGAUUAUCAAACUAAAGCUUGUGUUCAAACUCUCGAAGGUCAUGCUCAAAAUAUCAGCUCUGUUUUAUUCCAUCCUGAAUUGCCAAUAAUUCUUACCGGGUCUGAAGAUGGCACUGUACGAUUUUGGCACGCUAACACUUAUCGUUUAGAGUCAACAUUAAAUUAUGGCUUAGAACGUGUCUGGACUAUGACAUGUCAACGCGGUAAACAAAUAGUUGGUAUUGGUUAUGAUGAAGGUACUGUUGCUAUAUCUUUGGGUCGAGAUGAACCUGCCAUGUCUAUGGAUGCAUCUGGAAAAUUGGUUUGUGCUAGACAUUCAGAGCUAGUUCAAGCUAAUUUACGAUCGUUGAAUUUCAGUGGGGAAGGAAGUGAAAUGAUUCAGGAUGGUGAACGUCUUCCAGUUACUUUCAAAGAUAUGGGUACAUGUGAAAUAUAUCCACAAAUUAUUGAACAUAAUGCCAAUGGACGUUAUGUAGUUGUUUACGGUGAUGGCGAAUACAUAGUUUACACUGCUAUGGCAUUAAGAAAUAAAACAUUUGGUCAAGGCUUAGAAUUUGUAUGGUGUCAAUCCGAUGCUGGAGUUUAUGCUGUUCGUGAGAGUAAUGCUGUUGUUAAGGUUUAUAAACAAAUGAAAGAAGUUCGUACAUUUAAAUUAGAUUAUGGUGCUGAACAAAUAUUUGGUGGAUAUUUAUUAGGUGUACGUUCAUUAACUGGUUUAACAUUUUAUGAUUGGUUAACUGGUCGAAUUAUUCGACGUAUUGAUAAUAAUCCAAAAGGUGUUUAUUGGAAUGAAUCCGGUCAAUUAGUAGCAUUAUGUACAAAUGAUACGUUUUUCAUAUUACGUUAUUCAGCUGAUGCUGUGCCAGAUUCUAAUUUAUCAACAAUUAAUAAUAAUCCUGAAGAUAUAGAUGGAUAUGAAAAAGCUUUUCAACUUGUACCAAAUGGUGAAGUUAAUAGUCAAGUACUUAAUGGUCGUUGGUUUGGUGAUGCAUUUAUAUUUACAACACAAGGGAAUCGUUUAUGUUAUUUUGUUGGUGGUGAAGUAGUUACACUAGCCUUAUUGGAUCGUCCAAUGUAUUUAUUGGGUUAUUUAGCGAAAGAAAAUCGUCUAAUUCUAGGUGAUAGAGAUUUACAGAUUGUUAGCUAUACUCUAUUACUAAGUGUAUUAGAAUAUGAAACAGCGGUAUUACGUGGAGAUUUUACAACAGCCGAUGCUAUUCUACCAAAUAUAUCAAAAGAUCAAUAUACAAAAAUUGCUCAAUUCUUAGAGAAACAAGGCUAUCGUACACAAGCUAUGCGUGUUACUACAGAUAUGGAUCAUAAAUUUGAAUUAGCUUUACAAUUAGGAGAUUUUGAAUUAUGCCAACAAAUAGCCAUGGAUGGUGAUGCUAAAACAAAUGAAGCUAAAUGGAAACAAUUAGCUGAAGCUGCUUGUAAAACUUGUAAAUUUAAAUAUGCUGAACAAUAUCUAUCACAUACAGAUGAUUAUGCUAGUCUAAUGUUAUUAGCAACAAGUUCAGGUAAUCGUAAACUGCUUGAAUGGAUUGGUAAAGAAGCUGCUACAAAAGGAAAUGAUAAUAUCGCUUUUCUAGCACGUUUUCUUGUCACUGAUUUAGAAGGUUGUCUUGAAGUAAGUUUAUUAUUAAUACUAUUAUUUUGCUUUGUAAACAUUUUUAUUUCAUUCAGCAGUCAGUCAACUGCAACGUAGGACCAGGCACAUAUAUGCAUCGGUCCAAGUUGCCAUAUCUCGUUAGCACAACAAUAUGAACACCGGAUUCAUAGAAGUAGUUAUUUCAAUGGUAGUAAUAUAUAAGAGAAAGAUUGUGCAUAAGAAUAUAGUACAUUUUAUUUAAUACAUUUGUGGUUUUCUGCUUUUUUGUGUGAGUAUGCUUGUGGGUAGGGGCGGUUUCUUGCACACUUUCAAAACCUUCCCACACCCUACCGUAGCUACUGCCCUAAUUUUGAUGAUCGAGCUUCUAUAUUGUGAUAAUCUAAUUAUAGUUUAUCGAUUUGAACUUAGUGGCUCAAUUGAUGCGACAUAGAACUUUAUAAAGUAUCAUCAUAACAAUCUUCAUCAACAGAGGUGUUUGGAACACCACCGCCACCAUCUAUUUCGAUAGACAAUGUUGUCUAGUGUUUUUAGUAAGUCGGAAUAAAGUUAGAUGCAGUUAAACCAGUCCAUAAAGACAUUGACUAUUGGACUAAACCGUGUAGGUAGAUGUAGACUACCUGAUUGGGUUCCGCAUGAUUAUCAUAACCAGUGGUUAGAGACUUUGAAUGACAUGGCUCAAAAUCGUUUGGAAUGGCGCAGGUGCAUCCAUUCCUUGUCUUUCCUUAGAUCUUUAUUUUCUAAAUUCCCCACAAACCUUGUAGUAUUUCACUAUUGUAUGCUUAUAUUUAUCUUAGAUGCCUAAUCUUUUCUGUCAUUUUUAAUAGUUCUAUUACUAUCUGUGCUUCUCCUGGAUUCGACCUGACUAAUCUCGCCGGGCCAUGGCAACUGGAACCAGUGUAUACAUAUGCUAAGUUCUACGUCGCCUUUGAUUGACUGAUAACAGACCCUGUUUUAGCUUGCUCGCAGUCGAUUAAAAGCUUAUGUUAAGAUAUGAAUCUGUUAUUAUAUAACACUAAGGGGUAUCAACAAUCUAAGUGUAUUCGAGCUUAAGUGAAUGUGUAGUUCAGAUUUUCUAUGAAGGCCACACUCCAUAUGAAUAAUCUGAAUGCAUAUUUUUAAAUUGUGCCUGUCCUGCAACCAUAUGAAUAAUUCUCGCUAUUCCAUAUGGUUGCGCUUUUAUUAUUCAGUUUUGUUAACGUCCUGUCCAGUUCACUUAAAAACCAAUAAAUUAAUUAAUUGUCAUCUGAUAAGAUAUUAAAGAGUAAUUGAUAAGUUGUAUAGCUUACCUGACUUAGAAACAAUAAUGUUACAGACUUACAUCUCCUACUUCAAUGGAACUACUCACUUACUUACGUCUGUUAUCCCUCGUGAAGGAGCAUAGGCCGCCCACCAGUAUUCUCCAUCGAACACUGUCCUGGGCAAUCUUUUCCAGUCACUACCUAUCCUUUUGAUUUUUGCUUCCGUUUCUCGACGCAAUAUAUGCCUUGGUCUUCUGCUUUUCAUUUUGCCUUCAGGAUUCCAAGUUAGUGCUUGGUUGGUUAUACAGUUUGGUGGUUUUUGUAAUGUAUAUCCUAUCCACUCACAACGUUUUUUCCUAAUUUCCUCCUCAGAUGGAACCUGGUUUGUUCUCUCAAACAGUAGGCUGUUGAUGAUGAUAUUCGACCAACAGAUAUUGAAUAUCCUGAGUAGACAAUUAUUUAUGAAUGCAUGUACCUUUAUGAUGAUAGCUGUAGUAGUUCUGAAAGUUUCAGCUACCUACAACAGAACUGUGUUGACGUUCAUAUUGAAGAUCGUGACUUUGAUAUUGGUUGAGAGUUGUUUUGAGUUCCAUAUGCUUUUCAACUGUAGGAAUGCCACCACUGCUUUGCCAAUCCUUGUCUUUACGUUUAUAUUGGAUUCUCCUUGUUCAUUGAUGAUGCUUUCCAGGUACCUGAAAGUUAUCACAUCUUCUAGAGUUUCCCCAUCAAGUGUGAAUGGGUUGGUGUUCUCUGUGUUGUAUUUGAGGAUCAUGUUUUUCCCUUGUGUACAUUGAGGCCUACUGAUACGGAGACUGCUAAUAAACUGGUUGUCUCUAUUUGCAUUUGUUGUUGUAUGUGGGAUCGAAGUGGUAAGUCAUCUGAGAAUUCCAAAUCAUCUAGUUGCUAUGCAACUAGUUGGACAGUUUCUCUCUAUCCCCCAUACAUUAGAAGUAUGAGCGAAAGUCCCAUUCAUAGCACAUUCCCCUUAAUGAAUGUGUAUGACACUAAUUAUUUCUUAACUGAUCCCAAUUAUUAUUAAACUAAUUUUAUGCUUUUUGCUCAUUAUCAUUGUUUUAUUUUUACUUAGUUAUUGACCAAUGCUAAACGAUUCCCUGAAGCGGCAUUUUUUGCUCGUACCUAUUUACCAAGUUAUAUGCCUGAAAUAGUUGAACAAUGGCGUAAUUGGUUAGAUAAAUCAAAUAAAGCCAGUGCAAAAAUUGCUAAUUCUUUAGCUAAUCCAAAAGAUUAUCCAAAUUUAUUUCCAGAUCUUGAGGAGGCUUUAUCUACAGAAAAAUGGUUAAAAGCUGAUAGAGAAGCACGUUUAAAUUUACCUGCUUCAGCUUAUCCAACUCAACAGUUACCAGGUGAUCGUGAUCUUCAUGUUGAAAUGCAAAAUAAACCUAUCCCCAUGCAACCAUCAUCAUUUGAUGAUAAAUUACCGUUUAAUGCUAACUUAAUUCCAACAACUACCAUUAGUCAUAACGACUAUGCACCAUCCAUUGAGGAACAACAACAAGAAACUAUUUCAUCACCUGUUGUUGUCGCUUCAACAAUACUACAAUCGAAAAGUAAUAAUCGAAAUGAUUCUGGAGAUAGUGAAUUAGACUCGGUCAAAUUGAUUGGCGAUGAGGAAGAAGACGAAGAGGAGGAGGAAGAAGAUGAAGAGGAGUUGGACGAAGAUAUUGAUGAUGAUGACGACGACAACAACGAGGAGGAGAAUAACAAUAACGAUCAAGUGAAUCUUGAUAAAGAACAUGUUGAAUCUUGGUACGAUGAUGAUGAUGAUGAUAGUGAUGGUGACUUCGUCGACGCGAAACCUCGUAGUGGUUUAAAUAACGAAGCGAAAACCACAUUACUUGGAAAAGGGGAAUAGUUUAAAUAUUUUCUGCUUUAAUAUUGUGAUCCCUGUUAUUUAUUACGAAUUGACUUAUUUCUUGACUUUUUGUUAGUCUAUUGUUUUUUUUGUGGUCUUUUGUAUGUUCGUUUGUAUACUGGCUUGUUUACUAUUUUUGGUUGUCAAUGAGGUGGUUAUGCAGUUUAACAACACAUAUAUACAUAAUAUACACGUGUAUGUAUCCUCUAUUUUGAUAUUAUAUCAAAAUAAAGUAUAGUCGGGCAAUAUAUUGAAUCGAUUGAAACUAGACAUGUACACCAUUAGAUGUCGACUUGUUGGUGUGGAGUUUAAACGUUCACCCUUGACAGACUAAAAAAAGAUCCUCGGUUCGAUUCCUUGUGGAGGAGUUGUGGGUCUGCUUUGGUGAGUAGUUCCAUACUAUGAUAAAACAGUUAUUCAGUGCUUCCGGGUAUUAAGUAAUGGUCUAGCUAAGAUUAGUUCGUGAUUUAAAACAACAGACGUAAGCAACAAACGAUCUGUUCCUAUUCAAAAAAGAAUAUUCAUAAUAAAAGUUCCAAGUAUAAAUACUCUUCAGUGUGUUAUUAGUUAGCACAUAGGUAAUUCGAUAUUAAUUAGAUUAGUUAAUUGCGUUGGCAACUUUGUGUGUUCGAAUAAGUAUUGUCAGUGGCGAGGAAAUAUUAUUACGAAAAAAAGGAGUCCUUCUUUGGUUUGGGAUUCUCCGGACUAGUGGGAGAUUCCUAUACUUACUAAAGGUGUGUAUAUGAUGUUUGUCAGCUUGCUGUAUGCUCUUUUGGAUGAUGUUAUGCAAUGGUAGAUUUCUGAUCAUAUACGAAUUUUUCUUAGCAUCGACUAUAUAUGGUGAGUCUGUUGAAUACUGAGUUCUCGGUACGGGAGAUAAGCUAGUUGCUGGACGAAAGUGGUUGCAUUAUUCAUGUUCAACUACUGAGCUCAGAGAACAAAACUCCAUCAGAAUGGUUAAUGGUGAAUAAUUCCACAAGUGAUCGGAUAAAAACAAGUCAUUGGGAAAUCUUCAACUUGUUCAAAGUAGCUUUUCAGUGUUUUGGUGUUCUACUCUCUGAACUAGAUCGUUUAAUUGCAGAUUAUUCAUUUUCUUUUUGGAAGGCAUCACCAGCACCUACUUAAGGUCGAAACAUCGGUUUGAACUUGCUUUUAUACACUGAAUCAUUUAAGCGUGUUUCAUCAAAGAUGUGUUGACCUAUUACAAGAACGUUUAUUAGUGGCUACCCAAUGUGUACCUCAUCGACUAAUGAUUCGUGCUGUCUUGAGAUGCUCAACUCACCAAUCAGAAUUCCAAUUUUCCCAACGCUUGUCUGCCAUUUCAUCCAUAAUCUAGCGUUCUUGGCCUUGAUACGUUCUGAACGACACAACUAACCCUUAGCUAAUGUUAGCGUAUUGUCCACUCCGCACUCGUUUUUAUAUUCCCAGCCCUGAGUUCGGAAGUGAAGUCACCCUCCAAACUUUUAUUAUUGGCACAUGUGGGUUUAUGUAUAAAUAUUCUAGACCGCACACACCACAUCAUAAAAUAGAUGAUAGUUAUAGACAAACAGGUCAAAAGUUACUAAACCAGGCAAACCGUUAAUCAUUAAUUAGCUAUGAAGUAGAAACAAUAUGUAUAGUAAUUAUUUGUACGUCGGAUAAGCUUACAAUGAACGGAAUAUAGAAACUCAGUGAUCCAGUUAUCUAGUAAUUGCGCAAUAGGAGUAUAUAUAAUAAUAAUCCAUAAAAUAGUUUCACUAGCUCUUCAACCAUCGUCCUGAUACGUUUUGCAAAGGAAUACUGUAAUUUGGGAAUAGGCUAAUCAGUACCGAGUUCUGGCAGACGACUCGCUCUCAUUUUGAGUUGUUACAGUCCACUUUCCCUCUCGAAAGGCUUUCACAUGGCCACUCGUGUACAGCCACUGACAGGGAAGUCCUACUCACUGCCUU
Schistosoma rodhaini is the source of this 7386-nucleotide messenger RNA. The record is from the annotation of a GenBank genome assembly. NCBI's taxonomy places the organism in Eukaryota, Metazoa, Platyhelminthes, Trematoda, Strigeidida, Schistosomatidae.